AUGGUUGAUCUAUCAUCUCAUCUCUUUCUUUUAUCGCUUUCAUUGCAUUGUUGUUUUAUUGCUUGCUUAGCUGCAAAUACAAAAAACAUCACAACUGAUCAAUCUGCUCUUCUAGCCUUCAAAUCCCUAAUUACUUCAGACCCUUAUGAUGUGUUGGCUAAUAAUUGGUCAACCUCCUCUUCUGUAUGCAAUUGGGUUGGUGUAACUUGUGAUGAGCGACACGGUAGAGUCCACAGUUUGAUUCUCCGAAAUAUGCGUCUUAGAGGUACCGUUUCCCCAAACUUGGGGAAUCUGUCCUUUCUUGUUAUACUUGACCUCAAAAACAAUAGCUUCGGUGGUCAGCUUCCUACAGAGUUAUGUCGGUUGCGCCGAUUAAAGAUUCUUCAUAUCAGCUAUAACGAGUUUGAAGGGGGGAUUCCUGCAGCGUUAGGGGACUUAUCACAACUUGAAUAUUUGUAUCUUGGCGUUAACAAUUUCAGUGGUUUUAUUUCCCAAUCUAUUGGUAACCUUCAUCAGUUGAAAGAAUUGGAAAUUGGUCAGAACAAGAUGUCUGGACCCAUACCUCAAACAAUUUUAAACAUGUCUUCACUUGAACAUAUCAAUUUAGCUGUUAACUACUUUUCAGGUGAAAUUCCAUCGCUUAACAACAUGACUUCUUUGAGGGUGGUAGAUUUUGCCUUUAACAAUUUAAAUGGAAGACUACCAAAUGAUUUUUUCAACCAGCUUCCUCAACUCAGAAAUUUUAGUUUAAACAACAAUCAAUUUGAAGGAAGCAUUCCACAAUCAAUUGGUAACUGUACAUCAUUGAUAUACUUAGAUUUAUCAUCAAACUUUCUCAUAGGUAUGUUGUGUUUUCUAUCUGGACAUAUUUACCUCAAAUAAGAUUCAUAAUUAUCAUUUUUUCA
Messenger RNA from Medicago truncatula (barrel medic), 905 nucleotides. RefSeq names its product LRR receptor-like serine/threonine-protein kinase EFR. The transcript is spliced from 2 exons. Gene Ontology annotation, molecular function: protein binding. NCBI's taxonomy places the organism in Eukaryota, Viridiplantae, Streptophyta, Magnoliopsida, Fabales, Fabaceae. The coding region runs from base 1 to 882 and encodes 293 amino acids. The record is from RefSeq and is a predicted model, not a curated record.